This is a messenger RNA of Haemorhous mexicanus (house finch), 8131 nucleotides long. Its product is annotated as sterile alpha motif domain-containing protein 9-like. NCBI's taxonomy places the organism in Eukaryota, Metazoa, Chordata, Aves, Passeriformes, Fringillidae. Gene Ontology annotation, cellular component: cytoplasm. The transcript is spliced from 6 exons. The record is from RefSeq and is a predicted model, not a curated record. Gene Ontology annotation, molecular function: protein binding. Bases 2097 to 6815 code for a protein of 1572 amino acids.
CAGUGGCACAGAGGGCUGGGCUGAGGAGCCUCUCGCCAACCUCUCCACUUGGUGAGGGGUUCCUGGAGUGAGUAGGUAGCUCAUAUAGAGGUCAGUAAGUGAGAUGGAUCUGAAACUUUAAGAUACAAAACAAAGAAUAAAUACAUCCCACACCCAUCCUGACACCUGUUUUUGGUGGGGCUAAGGCUAACUGGAUUUGUAUCAGCAGCACCAACCAGCAGCAGCACUGCUGUGAAGGGGGUGGAGACUCGAUGGCUCACCAGGAAUGCUUGUCAAACGCAUUUUCCUUUUUAUUUCCGGAAUAAUUUUCAAGAGACGGACAGGAGCUGCAGAACAGCCACAGUGCUCAGACUGCUGCCCGUGCAGAGCCUGGCACCACAGGUGUUGGAGCACCUUCCCUCCCUUCCUCCUCUGGAAACCUUUCCCUGCGGACAGACCGCACUGGGGACACACAGCCACCCGCAGGCUCUUCAAGAAGUGAUCAGUUCAAGCCUGGGAGGCCCAACAGGUCUGCACUCAGACCUUCGCAGCUCCCUGGGGUGACUCAGAGGAGGAGACAACCUGCAGCUUUGGCCACCCUACAGCAGAGCUGGAGAGAAGUACCCAUCCUCACGGGAACAGCAUAGCCAGUUCUCCCAGAGUGGUAUCUCCCUAGACCACCCCCUUCUGCUGGACCCACGUCCUGCCAAGCCUUCGUCCUGGGGAGUGAACUCUUCUUCUCCUUCCCCCAGUCACCACCAUUACAGCUGCAGAUACUGUGGAGACCUCGACCAGCUGCACUGGUGGCUGCUUCUUUCACUGUGGCUGAGAGGACUGUUUUAGCACCACGAGCUGCAGGAAUGGAGCUGGCUGAACCACAGAGUUGAGUCUCCCCACUACAGUAAGAGAAAAAACAGCACCACCACCACCACAGUGCACCUUUCACUGUGACCCCAGUGACUAGGCUGUGGAUGGUUACUGCUGGCUGUGAAUGCCACACUGAGCAGGUGUAUUUAACCUGUGAAUAAUGGAUAUGAUUCUUGCUAACAAAAUUGUAACUAUAUCAAUAUUUUAGAAAAUAAUUGUUACAAAAUAAAAACUAUAUGUGAUUAGUGUUACAAAGCAGAUGUGUCCCUUUGCAGAUGUCACAAGUGAAAAACAGGAUGUAGGCUGUAAUAUUGAGAUAAGCAAGAUCCCAAAACAGAAUCGACCUGGGGAUGAACAAAGUUGGGACAAUUUCAGAUAUGGAAUCUAAAGGAGUGGUUUUAUCUACUAAAUGAUAAGGCUUAUUUGGAACAUAAUGCCUACUUACCUAACACAGAGCUUAAUGUGCAUGGGCAACCUGUAAAGUUAUUCAGGGGACAGAGAGGAAGACGGCGAGCCUUCCUCUGAAAAGACCACCAGAGCCAGGAGACCCCUAACAACAAAUGGAGCAUGUGCUGUGCAGUACAGUGAUGCAGAUUUCAAGAAUUGAAAAUAGGAGGAGAUUUGCAGGAAAAUACUGAUGAAUGUGUAUUAGCGUGCAGUAGAUAAAUUGGGUUUGGAUUCCUGUGUUUCAUACAUGAGGCAGGGUGAGAAACCCUCCCCUUAGCCUGGUAGGUUUUGCUUUUGCUUUAUACGAAUCUUAAUCAUACUUAAUUAAUCACUUCCAAAUUUCUGUAUAUGCUUGAUUAUAUUUAAUAUACUUGAUUGUAUUAUUUUAUAUAAAAUUGCUGCUCAAUUAAAAUUGCUGCUAAAUUCAAUUUUGUUGCUUAUUAAAUUAGACAUCUAGAACUUCAUUCAUAACAAACCCAUUCCUUUUGCAGUAACAGAACAGGCUGUCCGUGCUGCCACCCAUCUCUGAAUCCCUGGAAUGGAGGCUGGGCACAGGAAGGAUGUCAUGACUCAGGGGAGGACACCCCACUAAACAGAAACCGUCUGCUGGCUUGGGCAGUGAGUCGAACUUCUUCUUGGAAAUUUUGUAUGUUACAGAAGGAACUGUUGGGCUCAGCUGUCAGCACAAACCUCUACAGCAACCCCCUAUUUCUUUCACAUCCACGUGUGUGUCAGAGGCAGGAGCAGCUGCUUUCACACAGAAGCAGCACAGCUGGCAAGAACAGGCUUCUAGAGGUACAGACAUGACCUUGGAAGAAAAAAGGUUUUGUUCAUUAACAGAGGGAUUUCCGUCACUAAGAACAAUGGAUUACAAAACGUUACCUGUGAGUGAAUGGGUUGAGAACCACGUCAAAUGCUGGCUGGAAUCUACUGGAAUCAAGAAGGAGUAUGUAGAUAAACUAUAUGCAGAAGAAGUGACAGGUCCAGCAUUAAUGGAACUGGAUGAGUCUUUCCUCAAAGACAUAGGAAUGAAGAAAGGCCAAAUCCAGAUCUUAAUCCGCAAGAGAAAUGAACUUCUGCAGCGCCAGGACAAUGCACAGCAAGCUGAGGACUCCAGCAGCAAAACGCCUGACAGAAGGGAUGCAGAAACAGCCAGAGCCAGCAAUGCCCCUGCUCAGGGCACAGCGAGUGGAGGCAGCUCUGGUGCUGUGGGUACCACCAGCAGCGAGAGCACAGCUCCUACUUCUGGCAAGAAGCAAAAAAGAAGCAAGAAAUCCCAGCUUCAACGAGCUGAUGAAGUCUUAGAGGUCAGAAACUGUCGGCCAUUUAAAAGUCAGGAUACCGAUUUCAAGUAUGUGAAAGACACAGUUCUUGCUCCAGAAUCAGGAGUCAGCGAUUUAAUCAUUCCUUGCCAUGAAUACAAAUCCUGUGACACUGCUGCAGAACUGAACAAACAGCAGCUGCAAUCAAAAUUUGCCUCUGAAGUGAUAAGAUUUGCUUCGGCCUGCAUGAACAUUCGAACAAAUGGCACCAUCCAUUUUGGUGUCAUGGACAGUGUUGAGGACAAGGGCUGGAAACACGGACAGAUCGUUGGCAUAAAGGUCAAAAACCGAGAAGACUAUGUUGAUGCACUGGAUCAUAUAGAAAAGUGCUUUUGUAAUAAUUUACAAGAAAUUGCAAGGAAGUGUAUUCACCCACCUGUGUUUGUUGAAGUGAUUUCAAGAGACUCUCAAGAACAAAGAUUUGUAGUGGAGGUUGACAUUGAACCAACAUUCAGCUUGGUAAAGAACAAAUAUUUUGAAGUUUUUUUGCCAAAAUACAAUGAAAGCAGUCAGAAGGUGAUCCUGACCAAAGAACCAGCACUCUACCAGAGACUGGGAGCCAAGUCUGAGCCUGUGCAGCGCAGCAAACUCGCUGCUUUCUUUCAAGCCGUGCCAGACAGGGAUGCUCAAAGACAAAGAGCUGAGCUCUCCAGCACACAAGUACCUACAGAAAUACCUCAAGAUUUAGGGAGAAAGUUAUCAAUUCUAUUAAAUGAUGGCAAAAGCUACAUGGAUGAUUCCCUACGGUACAUCCUUGUCACAAACAGAUGUGAACAGGAUAAUCUGAACAACAUUGACUUUUUAAUGCACUUGAAUAUUUUCUGUGUCUUUGACUUUGAUGAACAUUCUAAUGUGUCAGGGCUGUACAGCAAAUACAAAGAACACCAUGAAACAAGUUCUUAUUUUUUACAGGAUUUUUUCAAAGAAAUUAAGACUGAUAAUUCUCCCUCUCAGAAACUGUUUGAUCAGACCAGCUGGAUAUUCUGCAAUGGGCGCAGUGACUUCCUUGGGGAUGAGAAAGCUUGUGAUGAAAAUACAUGGAUUAGAACCAAAAAAAAAUACCUGAAGAAAGUAAUUACUUGUAUCUGUGAGGAAAUUCUGCCGGAGCGCUCUUUCAUUGUGCUUUUUCUAUUGCUGUCACCAGUGCAGAAACCACUUGUGGACACUUUUCAGGAAUUCUAUACAGAGAUGAAUGGCAUGGAGUACCUUAUCUGCAUUGCAGAGUCCAGAGAAAAUUACAGGAAGUGGGCUAAUCUAGCUCAGGAAUCCUGCAGCAUUGAGACCCUAGAACAAUGCAGUAUUGUGGGUAUGAAGCUCAGUCAUGUGGAUGCCACCAUCCAAUCAAUGCUGCCUUCUACAGCCCAACCCAGACACAUGCCAGCUUCCACGGGAGGCGUGUGUACGCUUCCCUUGCGGGAAGAAGAGAAACUGUAUUCCCUAGAAAUCCUUUGUGCUGACCAAUGUGAUGAUAUCAAAUUAAAUCUUUGGACUGAAAAACAAAAACAAGAAAUAGAACAAAAUUUUUACCGCGGGGGAAAAAUCAUGUGGGAAAACUUGUGGCUUGCUGAUAAUAAACUCUGUGGGGACAUCAUUGAACGUGAAGCAUGUGCAGAGGCAAGCAAACUGCUGGAUGGCAUUUUACGAGGAGGUGGGCACAAUUAUUCUGUGGCUAAACUAAAGAUAUUUCACCAUCCUGGGAGUGGUGGAAGCACAAUAGCACGGCAAGUUCUAUGGAAAAGCAGAAAGCGUUUGAGAUGUGCUGUUAUCAAGACCUCAUAUUCACCCUCAACUGUUUGUAAUCACGUGCUUGCCCUUAGAGAUUAUGAAGAAAAGGAAAUCACUCACUGUUUUCCUGUCCUGCUCCUGAUCGAAGAUUACGAUGACGAGUACUUUGAGGAACUACAGAGUGAGUUAAUAGAGGCUGUAGCAACCAGGAAAAUGAAUACCUCCAGGCCUUACUUCAUCCUCAUAUGCUGUAGACGAUGCAAUGACCCUGAAAGGCUUUGCAAGGCUUCGCCACUGGACACAGUUGCUGUCACUCACAAACUGACAGAGUCAGAGAAAAAUCUGUUUAACACCAAACUUGUGAAACUGCAGCAGAAAUAUGAUGAGCCAGAAUUCAUACUUACGUUUGUGCUGAUGUGUGAGGAGUUCAAUAAAACAUAUGUGUCAGACAUGGUAGAGCACAUCCUGCAAGGCAUCGACCCUUCCUCUCGUGACACCUGCUUGAUGCGUUACAUUGCUCUGCUCAACUGCUAUGUACCAAAUUCAUACCUUUCACUGUCACACUGUGAGGCUUUUCUGGGGCUGGGGGCAUAUACAGAGAGUAAAGCAAGAGCAUAUGAUUUCAAACAUCACUUGAGUGAUCAAGUAAGAAUGAUUUUUAUUGAGCUAAGGGAAAGCACCACUUAUAUUUCAUCUAUUCGGAUAAUACACUGCCUGGUUGCAAAAGAAAUUCUGCAUCAGCUUUCAGGGAAUCAAUCAUUAAGUCAACUUGCAACAACUCUUCUUCAGGAAAAGAUGCUAUUUGAAAACAGAUUUGGACGAGAAGAAUUCAUAAAGUUUAUCAGACAUCUGUUUAUUCGACGUGAUAAAAGAAGCAGGGGUGACAAUACUGACACUCUCUUCUCCCCAUUCAUUGAACAUGUCUGUGAAGCUGAAGACUGUGAAAAAGCCAUUGCUGUUUUAAAAGCUGCAUAUGAGCUCCUUGGAAAAGAUCCUUUUUUUGCCCAGCAGCUUGCCAGACUAAAUUACAGCAAUGAAAAAUUUGAAGAUGCUAAAUACUGGGCACAGGUUGCAAAAUCACAUUUGCCAACUGAUUCUUUUAUUUUGGAUACAGAAGGUCAAGUCUACAGGAGAUGGUUUAGUUUCACUGUGGAUAAAAUGACAGAGGAAGAUACCCCUGAAAGGAUCACUGAGAAGAUAUUGCUUGCCCUUGAAGCUAUGAAAUGCUUCAGGGACGCACAACAGGCAGCAAAGGCAGAACGUGAAAGUAUGAACAAUGCUGGCUAUUUUGGAGAAGUAGAAGUAGGCUGUCGCCUUCUUCGAUUUUUGUCCACACUGCCUGUAUUCCACAGAAGCCCAGAGGGGGAACAUACUGAGCUUGUGAAAUAUCUCACCACCGAUUACAUUCCUGAAGACAUAAAAAGAACAUGGGGAAGGCUUCAUUCACGUUUGAAAGGCUUGCGCCAGAACCUGUACAAUGCUCUGGAAUGGAUUUCAGAAGAACUAAGUUAUUUCCAAACAGAUAAAAACCAAGAGAAGGACGAUGAAAAUGAUGAUAAGGAAGAACAAAUUCAUAAUCCCAGAAAAUGGCUGAGAAAGCAGUCAGCUGUAUAUGCUAAAUUCUUCAUCUCAGCAUCACUUACAGAUGACAGCAACAAUGGUCCUGACACUCAGCUCAUGAGACGCAUGAGUAUUUAUGGGAGCGGUGGAGGAAAUGUCACCAAUAUCCUGUCUUUCUUAACAGAUAAGAAAGAGAACAGAUCAGCUGAAAAGCUAGAAAGGAUCCUUAGUUUCUAUCCAGAAAACCCAUCGAGGAACAAGUUGGAGGACAAUGAUUUGAUCAAUUUUAUUUUGUGCCACAUCACAUUAGCCUGCUUAGCACCAGGAUCAGCCAAACUCCUUCCACUGCCAACUCUUCGUGAGCUCAGUCUAAGAUUCUUCAAAGGAAAGAGACAAUUUCCAGCAAGUGCCUAUUUUUUGCUCACCUUGCUGUACUGGCCAGAUGAGGCAUUAGACAAAGAGCCUAAUCCUGAUAAAGAUGAAAUUUUAACUUCAGCUCUUCAAACCCUGAAACGCCUAUAUGACAUCAAAAUGAAAGAUGUUCCUACCAGAAAGAAAAGAAUCUACACCCAUUUUUUUCUGGGAAAGGGUUAUGGCUUAAGUAAGAUAGUGCACAAAACUAAAAUUGACAAAUUGAUGGUGGGGUCCUUAGAUGAGAGGAGAAUGAAGUGGCUGCAUGGAACUGUAUGGAAUAUUUUCAAAAUUCGUGACAAUCUCAAAAGAGUUUCUGGCUGGACCCAGGACAGAAAUAUAUUUAUACGAGGUCACGGGAAGGAACUCCGUAUCUUGCCACUCCAUCAUGAAUCAGUGCCUGCUGGAAGUGAAAAUGUGACCUUUUAUUUAGGCUUUUCAUUUAAUGGUCUUGUUGCUUUCAAUAUUGAGGUUGAAAAUGAUCCAGCCACCAAAAGAACCUAAGGUAUGUAGUACAGUACUGUAUGCACUGUGCUCUUAGAGGGUACAGCACUGGAAGGGUCCAGUCUCACAUUUCAAACCAAAAGUGGAUGGUUCUUGGGUGUCACCUACAUGUUUUAUGAAAAAUCCUUUCCUUAGGAUUUUUCCUCCCGAGAAGCUGAGAGGCCUCAGGAACAAAAUGUAAACAAUGAUUAUCUGCUGCUGUGGAAUGGAAUGCAACAAGUGGAUCUGUGAUUGGUCUCGUGUGAUUGUUUCUAAUUAAUGGCUAAUCACAGUCCACCUAUCUUGGACUGUCUCGAUCAGUCCAAGCCUUUGUUAUUCAUUCCUCUUCUACUCUUAGCUAGCCUUCUGAUGGAAUCCUUUCUUCUAUUCUUUUAGUAUAGUUUUAAUACAAUAUAUAUCAUUAAAUAAUAAGUCAAGCCUUUUGAAACAUGGAGUCAAGAUUCUUGUGUCUUCCCUCAUCCUGGAACCCCUGUGAACACCGUCACAACCAGGCAACAAGAAAAUCAGAAUAAACAACUAUAAUAGUGACCGAAUAACUAAAAAAAAAAAAAUUAAACUAUGAGUAGAGUGAACUUUGAGCCACGUCUUUGAUAGUUUUGGAGUUACAGAAAGCAAGAUUUCAAACCAAAGACAACAAUUGAUCUGUUUUCUUCUUAUCCCACAGAUUAGGAUUUUAAAUUAAUUUCCAUGUAGUCUUGAUCAGCAAAAGAAUUUGUCCAGUGUAACUACAUUUUCCUUCCUGAAUCAGCAACAGAAAAAUGAACUCGGACCACAUACACUGCUGACAUGUACCAUGUAUGAAAUAACUACCAACUGCAAAGCCAGUGUCAGUAUGGAAGCAAUUUUAAAGCUGAUAAAAAACAAUCAGACUGAUAAAAAACAGGUCUCAAAUUCUGCAUAAUUCUACAUUGCUUCUCUAUGUAAAUAUUACCUUACUAGACAUAUGAGUAUCUGGGGUGGGGUGGAGAGAUAUGUGAGCAGAGUCAUGGGUGACAAAAAAGAUUAGUUGUAUGCACUGUUAUGUGUUCAUAGUCCAAACAAUUCCUGCACUUGGUGAAAUUACUUUGCAUUAUGAGCCAAGGAAUGCCACAGAAUACAGAACUGAAAUUUGUCUAGAGCAUACAUCCAUGAUUUGAAAAAUGCAGAGGAGGUCUUCAGUGCUGUGUUUGCAACCAUGAUGUCACAUUCAGCUUCUAAUAACAAAAGUGUGUGUUCUUGGAGUUUCCCAUUGUUUGAUAUAAGAUGUUGUGACUAAAAUUGCCAAAACCCCCUGACAUAUAACUUGUUUUAAUCAAAUAAAUAUCUUUUAUGAAGGA